CCGCCAUAAAAAUAAAAAGAAAGAAAAAGAAUAUGUCGAAUAUCCGAAUAUCAAACUAACUUCACCUCGGUCUCGGGAGCAGCGGUUUCAACAGUGCGUGAAAACCGAGCGUACAAAUGUCUUUGAUCAAGAAUGAAAAACACUUUGCAAAGGAAUGAUGGAGCUAAUUUUUCAUGUAACCAGACGAUGGCGAUAUGAUCGUCUUUUCUCUUCUCGUCCUUCACAUUUCCCAUAGAAGAAACGUCGUACUCUCAUUUCUCGCGAUGGUUGAGUGACGAGCUAUUUAAGGAAGGGUUAACGUUAGUGUUUACAUGACCUAAUGUCUGAACAUCAACCUUCACCUAAGAUGGCCUUUCAUUCAAAGACACACAAGGACACCAUCCUGAAUAAAUUUGAUAUGCUGAGAAAAAAAGAUAUUCUUUGUGAUAUCACCCUCAUUGUGGAACAAGUGCACUUCAAAGCGCACAAAGCACUUCUAGCAGCCAGUAGUGAAUACUUCUCCUCCCUGCUGAUGGCUGUUGACUUGCCCACUACUUCCCAGGCUGUGUACCAGCUGGAAGGCAUAGCCGCACAGGCCUUUGGGGCAGUACUGGAGUUCAUUUACAGUGCCGGUGUGUGUGUGGAGCAGACUGCCGCUGAGCAACUCCUGAGCACCGCCCGCUUCCUUGGGGUCACUGACCUGCUAUGUGCAGACAGAAAAAAUGAGGGGGCAACUGUAUCCUCGCCAGAAUGUGACAGUGUUGAACUGGUGCCUGUCGGCUGUCAUCAAGACUCAAACGGGGCAUUUAGGAAUAAGUCAGAUGGAGCAUUCAAAAAUGGAGGGGAGUCUGGCUGUGAGGCACAGGCCCCACCAAAGCGUAAGAGAGGGCGGCCUCGAAAGAACACACAGGCAGUUGUCACCAAAGUGACAGACACAGUUGUGGAUGAUGACAUCUCAGCCGAAUCCAAUCAGAUGUCUGUCAGUGAGGCCAAGGCAACAGACGGUCAGGAUGGAGGAAACGACCCUGGGAAUGAAGGUGAGGUCAGCGAGCGUUGUCUGUCUGAGUCACCCAGAGAUGACGGCAAAGACCCAGACGAUGCCGAUUAUGUCCCGUCCACUCAUGGCUUGCGCCACAGCAAGCGUAAGAUCAAGCGGCCGGUGAAGCUGAGCGGUUACCGGGUCGGGGACCAAGCGUCUGAACCAGGGCAUCCUGGGAAGAGAGGCAGGAAGAGGAAGUAUCCCGACACCGAGGCCCGCUGUGAAGACUGUGGAAAGGUCUUUAAGAACCAUGUGUUCUUGAAGGUGCAUCAACGGAUCCACACUGGUGAGAGGCCCUAUGGGUGCCAUAUAUGUGGAAAGGACUUCACUCAGAAACACACCCUCCUGAUCCACCAGCAGAUGCACACCGGGGAGAAGCCUCAUGUCUGCACCAUCUGCAAAAAAGCCCUGUCAACCAAACACUCUCUACAGGAGCACAUGAACUUGCACACCGAGCAGAAGUUGUUCAGCUGUGACCAGUGUGGACGAAGUUUCACCCAGAAGCGGCAGCUAAAGAGCCACUACAGGAUUCACACAAGCCAGUCACUGCCUGAGUGUGCCCACUGCCAAAGACGCUUUCUGGACGCUGCCCAGCUCAAGAAGCACCUGAGAACUCACACGGGUGAGAAGCCCUUCACGUGUGAAAUCUGUGGAAAGUGUUUUACAGCCAAGAGCACCCUUCAGACCCACAUCAGAAUCCACAGGGGGGAGAAGCCGUACGUGUGCAGCGUGUGCGGUAAGUCCUUCUCAGAUGCGAGCGCGCACAGGCGUCACGUGUCCUCACACUCUGGUAAGAAGCCCUUCAGCUGCUCUGUCUGUAGCUUGUCCUUCGCUCGGCCCGACAACCUCAAGGUCCACGCCAAGACCCACAGCAAGGAGUGGCCCCGCGACCCUAGCACGGCCCUGGAGACCCACGAGGCCCCUGGGGAAGGGGUGGUGUUGAGUUCUGGGGUGUCGGGCUCGGCUUCGGACGACGUGCGGGGCCUCAUCCAGCUGCAGCCCUAUCAGGUGCCCGCUGGGGGUGACCAGCAGGAGAUUCAGCUGGUGGUAACAGGCGACGUGGAGAACAUCAACUUUGUUCCUGGCCAGGAGUCGGGGAUCAGCAUCAUCACCACGACGACGACGACGAGCGAGAGCAACGGAGCGGGGGGCGGGAGUGAUCCCCAGGCCGCCCAAAGCCUCACUCUGCUCACCCAGCCGUCGGGGCACCACAUGCUGGUGACGCAGGACACAGGUGACCCCUCCGCAGCACACAUCCAGACCAUCAGCAUGCUGGAGGGCCAGGUGAGCACAGGGGCUGGCGGCAGCGUCGGGCACGGCGAGCAGAUGCACGUCAUCCUCACCAAGGAGGCCAUGGAGCAGCUGCACCAGCACGCCCAGGCGCAGCCCCAGCCAGGCAGCCAGGGGGCGCUACAGCUCCUUCAACCACGCGGCGGCGCCACCCAGCUCCUGCCGCAGCCUCACCACCACGCCGGCCUGCCGCAGCUGACCGUGGCCUCAGACACCACGGCACCCACCCAGGGGGAGAGGGAGAGCCAGGCCAUCCACAUCAGCAGCCAGGCCGGACAGCCCAUCUGCAUCAGCCAGACCAGCCAGCAAAUCCCUAGCCACCACAUCCAGGGCCAGACCUUCCAGAUCCAGGCAGGGAACGUCUCCUACCUGUACACCACCAGCCUCGCCCCCAACACCUGACCCAGGUGUACACCAUCAGCCUCGCCGCCAACACCUGACCCAGGUGUACACCACCAGCCUCGUCCCCAGCGGCAGCAUGAGCUCAUGUAAAGCAAACAGCUAAAAACUGGGAAAUGAAAUCCAGUGUAAAAACUAUUUCUACAGGGUCACUGGUAAUGAUGUCUUCCUUUAAAGGAACCUUCAGUGCCGGUUGCACACAAAAAUGCCUAAUCAACAACCAAUUUCUAUUUUAUUUCUCUCUUCGUUUUAAUCUGUAUUCUUCAUUGUUGUGGAUGUAUUAUGAAUGUUCUAUGUGCCCAUAGUGGCAAAACUUUUAUAUAAAGUUGCCUAUUCUAUAUGUGAAAGAAGUGAGAUGAAAAAAUAUGUUUUGGCUGUAAAGGUUUUUUUUAAUAAAAGAUCAGGGAUACAUUAGAAAAGUAAAGACCUCUAAACUGAAGCCAUAUUCUGUCAUUAAUCAACAACAUGAUUAUACUACAUUUCAUU
Alosa alosa (allis shad) is the source of this 3193-nucleotide messenger RNA. RefSeq names its product zinc finger and BTB domain containing 24 (gene zbtb24). The transcript has 6 exons. NCBI's taxonomy places the organism in Eukaryota, Metazoa, Chordata, Actinopteri, Clupeiformes, Clupeidae. Gene Ontology annotation, cellular component: nucleus. Gene Ontology annotation, molecular function: DNA-binding transcription factor activity, RNA polymerase II-specific; RNA polymerase II cis-regulatory region sequence-specific DNA binding; protein binding. Bases 320 to 2710 code for a protein of 796 amino acids. The record is from RefSeq and is a predicted model, not a curated record. Gene Ontology annotation, biological process: regulation of transcription by RNA polymerase II.